Molecule: messenger RNA, 2642 nt
Organism: Hemiscyllium ocellatum (epaulette shark)
Lineage: Eukaryota; Metazoa; Chordata; Chondrichthyes; Orectolobiformes; Hemiscylliidae
Product: zinc finger protein 420-like
Exons: 3
Coding region: 399-2039 (546 amino acids)
Biological process (GO): regulation of transcription by RNA polymerase II
Cellular component (GO): nucleus
Molecular function (GO): RNA polymerase II transcription regulatory region sequence-specific DNA binding; DNA-binding transcription factor activity, RNA polymerase II-specific
Source: RefSeq, a predicted model, not a curated record
UGGGACCUUGAUCUUGUGAAGUUGCUGCAGCUUUAUUCCUCCGUGCAAUCUCAAGUAUUUGAAGAUCUGAAGACGGAAGUUUCAAAAUCAACAUGUGAAGGGCUUAUGCCUAGAACAUCGACUCUCCUGUUCCUCGAAUGCUGCCUGACCUAUGUUUUCCAGUGCUGCAGUUUUCGAUUCUGACUGUCCAUCCUCUACAGUCCUCAAUUUCACAUCUAUGAAAGCAGUAAAGCUUUUUGAUUCCUGUUUCAAUAAGUUUUUAGCAUCAGUGGACUGGAUGAGAAACCCGACUGUUGCAGUGCACUGUGUGGAGUCUGAAACAGUUACACGGCCUGGAAAAAGGAAUUCACGGCGGGGAGUGCCUGUAUAUACAUUAGGGUGUGGCUGAAGCUUCAGCCAUGGAGAAACCCGAGGAAUCCCAUCCCGUGGAGAAACCGUGGAAGUGUGGUGACUGCGGGAAAGGCUUCCGUGUCCCGUCUGCCCUGGAGACACAUCGACGCAGUCACACUGGGGAGAGGCCGUUCUCCUGCCCCGAGUGCGGGAAGGCCUUCAGCGAUUUCUCUGCCUUGCUGUUGCACCGGUGGGGCCACACGGGGGAGAGGCCCUUCAGCUGCCCCGAGUGCGGGAAGGCCUUCAGCAAAUCCUACUCCCUGCUGAGGCACCAGUGGGUCCACACUGGCAAAAGGCCCUUCAGCUGCCCCACGUGCGGGAAGGCCUUCAACGAUUCCUCUGCCCUGCUGAACCACCGGAGAGUCCACACCGGUGAGAGGCCCUUCAGCUGCCUCGAGUGCAGGAAGGGUUUCACUCGCUACUCCCACCUUGUAUCCCACCAGCGGGUGCAUAGCGGCGAGAAGCCCUUCCACUGCCCCGAGUGCGGGAAGGCUUUCAGUAAUUCCUCCAACCUGCUGACCCACCGGCGGGUCCACACCGGCGAGAGACCCUUCAGAUGCCCUGAGUGCAGGAAAGGCUUUACGUGCUCCUCUGACCUGCUGAAGCACCGGCGGGUCCACACUGGGGAGAGGCCCUUCGGCUGCCCCGAGUGUGGGAAGGGCUUUACCCAGUCCUCUGACCUUCUGGCCCACCUGCGAGUCCACACCGGGGAGAGGCCGUUUGCCUGCCCCAAGUGCAUGCGGAGGUUCACAUUGUCCAGCAACUUGCGGAAGCACCAACGUGUUCACACCGGGGAGAGGCCGUUCACCUGCUCUCAGUGUGGGCACAGAUUCACUGAAGCAUCCCACCUCGUGAGACACCAGCGCAUACACACCGGGGAGAGACCAUUCACUUGUUCCACAUGUGGGAAGGGAUUCAGUCAGAUGGGCAACCUGCAGACGCAUCAGCGGGUCCAUACUGGAGAGAAGCCGUUCACGUGCCCCAUGUGCGGGAAGGGGUUUGCUCAGUCAUCUAGACUGCUGACCCAUAAGCGGGUACACACCGGGGAGAGGCCAUUCACCUGCCCUGUGUGCGGGAAGGGAUUCACUCAGUCAUCUACACUGCUGACUCACCAGCGGAUCCACACUGGUGAGAAGCCGUUCACAUGCUCAGUGUGUGGGCAGGGAUUCAGUCAGAUGGGCAACCUGCAGACACACCAGCGGGUCCACACUGGAGAGAAGCUGUUCACCUGCUCAAUGUGUGGGAAGGGCUUCGUUCAGUCAGCUGCACUCCUGACCCACCAGCGGGUCCACACCGGAGAGAGGCCGUUCACCUGCUCUCAGUGUGGGAAGGGAUUCAUCAAUUCUUCCACCUUGCUGACCCACCAGCGGGUCCAUACAGGGGAGCGACCCUUCACCUGCUCUCAGUGUGGGAAGGGAUUCAUCAAGUCUUCCACCCUGCUGACCCACCAGAGGGUCCACACUGGGGAGAGGCCAUUCACCUGCUCUCAGUGUGGGAAGGGAUUCAUUGAUUCUUCUGGCCUGCAGACCCACCAGCGGGUACACACUGGGGAGAGGCCGUUCACCUGCUCUCAGUGCAGGAAGGGAUUCACCCGCUCCUCCCACCUGCGGAGGCACCAGCGAGUUCAUAUGCCAUCGCAGGAAGAUUGAAGGAGCAAUGGCCCAGUGCCAUUAUUGACUGGACUAUCAACCCUGUUCUGGGGAUCCUGGGUUUGCAUCUUGCCACGGCCGAUGGUGGAAUUGGAAUUCGGUCUGAAAUCUGGAGUUCAGAAUCUAAUGAUGAAACCAUUUUCAGGAGGAAAAAGCCCCACCUGAUUCACUUGUACUUUUUAGGAAAGGGAACUGCCGUUGUCAGAAAGGAUUCACUUGGUUGUCCCAGAUGCAUCCUUAACACGUGACUUCAGACCCACAGAUGUGUGGUUGACUCUUGACUGCAUCCAUCUCCUACUCCCUGCCCUGGCAAAUAGUGGGGAGAAACUUACUUGGAUACAGGUGUGUGCAUUGAUAGUGCUGAGUGAGGCAAUACUCCCUACAGGUUAAGGUACCAAGGAUCCAAUUACAUAGGGACAGCUCAGUCCUGACCAAUACUAAAGUGGGUGGGGGUUCAAAGGUUGUGAGAAGAUUUGUAGCUUGGGUGCUCAUUGUUGUGGUUCUGAUCGCCGAGCUGGGAAUUUGUGUUGCAGACAUUUCGUCCCCUGUCUAGGUGACAUCCUCAGUGCUUGGGAGCCUCCUGUGAAGUGCUUCUGUGAUGUU